Molecule: messenger RNA, 1642 nt
Organism: Athalia rosae (coleseed sawfly)
Lineage: Eukaryota; Metazoa; Arthropoda; Insecta; Hymenoptera; Athaliidae
Product: cytochrome P450 6B6-like
Exons: 4
Coding region: 86-1594 (502 amino acids)
Molecular function (GO): oxidoreductase activity, acting on paired donors, with incorporation or reduction of molecular oxygen; monooxygenase activity; heme binding
Source: RefSeq, a predicted model, not a curated record
AAGAAAGUCUCACUGUCGCGAUCACUGUCACAGUAGACGAAGCUAAAAAUACAUUAUUUGAGUGAUAUUCAUUAGAAGACUCACGAUGUUGGGUUACUUCGGGCUGGCCGAAGUGCUCGGCGCAAUCGCGGUGCUCUUAGUUGGAGUUUGGUUUUACUUCGAUUCCACGUACAAAUACUGGAAGAGGCUAGGGGUGCCAGGUCCAGAGCCUGUUGUUUUUUUCGGUAAUUUUAAGGAUGUCGUAUUAGGUAGACGAUUCAUUGGCGAUUGCUUGGUAAGUUUGGCCAAUCAAUUUCCUAACGAACCUCUGGUCGGUAUUUACGAGAAUCGGGAGCCUCGGGUGAUUUUGAAAGACCUUGAUAUUAUCAAGGAUGUCUUGAUAAAGGAUUUUUCCUGUUUCUCCGAAAGAGGAGAAUUAGUUAACGAGAGUAUCGAUCCACUUGACAUCCAUCUGGGUUUUUUGGACACUAAAAGAUGGCGAUAUCUGCGGUCGAAAUUGUCUCCACAGUUCACUUCGGGAAAAAUGAAAAACAUGUUCAACCUGAUGAAGCAAUGCGCGAACCACUUUGAGGAAUACUUGCAUGUCGUAACGGCUAGAGAUGAUACAAUAGAAUGUCGAGAGUUAAGCGCUAAAUAUACCACCGAUGUAAUCGGCAGCUGUGCAUUUGGCUUGGAUUUCAAUACAAUUGGAGACGAAGACACCGAGUUCACCAUGAUUAGGAAGAAACUGUUCGAAAUGACCCCGACUCGCAAAUUUCUCGAAGCGAUUCGAUCAACAGCACCGUGGCUCUACCAUCUGCUAGGAAAAUCCACAACUCCCGCAGAAGUUGUAAAAUUUUUCCUUCGAACGGUAAAGGAAAUGAGGGAGCACCGAAACCGAACGAAUACAAAAAGGGGAGACCUAAUCGACACGUUGAAUGAAAUUAAGCAGGGUCAAAGCAAUACUGACAUUGAGUUAACGGAUACACUUCUCACGGCUCAGGCAUUCGUGUUUUUCGUCGGUGGUUUCGAAACUUCUGCCACAACUAUAAGUAACGCAUUAUAUGAGUUAGCUAAGCGCCAGGAGUGUCAGGAUAAACUAAGGCAGGAGAUACUCGAUUUACUGUCUCAAAAUAAUGGAGAAAUCACAUACGAAGGUGUCAAGGGGAUGAAGUACAUGCACAUGGUAUUCCAAGAAAUACUUCGACUAAGACCGCCAGCUCCCGUGUUGAUCAGAGCAGCGCUGAGAGAUUAUACUUUCAAUGGUACGAAUGCAACGAUUCGAAAAGGACAGAAGUUCUUCAUUUCGAUACAGCAAAUCCAUAUGAAUCCUGACAUCUAUCCGGACCCCAAAGUCUUCGAUCCCGAGAGGUUUUCCGAGGAUAAUAUCAAAGCCAGGCAUCCGUUGGCUUGGCUACCUUUUGGCGACGGCCCUAGGAGCUGCGUAGGUGCACGGUUUGCUGUUCACAUAACGAAGCUGGGGUUGCUGAAAAUACUAUCCAAUUUCAAAGUUGAAACUUGUGCAAAAACUUCAAAGGAACUGAUAAACACCCCCAGCUCGCUUCUCAUGAAACCGAUCGGCGGCAUACACCUCAAAUUCGCGAAGCUCACAUGAUUGCAAUGACAAUGUCCGAUCAAUAAAGCAGUCGCAAAUUUUUGACAA